AUGAGCCUUUCCUUGUUGACUCCAAGACUUGUGUCAAAGGCCACUUUGGUCCGUGUUCUUGUCAUCAGACAAGCCUCGUCAGGAUUGACCGUCAGAGUAAGCGUUUUUCUUGGUUUUUUUUUUUGAAGAGAAGGGAUUUCAGAGCUGAAGAGAAGAUUGAAGAGCUAAACUGUGUUUUUCUGAUAAGAGAAAAUCAAAUUUGCAAAAAUAAAAACGAAAUUUCACUGAAAGUUCGCGUUUCUUAGAAACAAAACGUGUUCUUGGAAUUUUUCAUUUAUCAUUUCAGAAAAUGCUUAAUUUGUAAAGAAAUAACGCAACUUCGAACAAAAACUUGAGAUAAAUUCGUAAAAUUUGGAAAUUUAUGAGUCACAAAAUUUUCCACAGCAUAAUUCACGUUUAUAUUUAGGCUAUGUUAUUUUUGACAAGCGCCAUUGGAUGAAAAACUUAAUUCAUUGAAAGACUUGGGGGAUUUGUGCGAAAAACUAGAAAAAUCCUUGAUUUUCCCCUCAAAACUCUUCACUUCCAGGCCGAUCAAUCGCUCAAGCUCGCCGAGCCAGGAUAUUUCAAAUACGCCCGCGAUAUUUCCCGCGACGGUCGUUACGCCAAUCCAGCCAAACUCGGAGACACCCCAGGACGAUUCUUGGUGCGCAAACUCGGUCAUGCUUAUGAAGUCUAUCCACUUCUCAUUCUUAUGGGAAUCUGGUGCUUCCUUUUCGCCUACAUUGUCUAUUAUUCGUUCGAAAAGAAUGAAGUUUGGCUUGAUAGAAGUGAGUGAACAUUUUAAUGAAGAAUUUUUGAAACAUCAGUUUCCUUAUGCGAAAUAUUCGAAAUGUUGCAGGUUAUCUAGGUUGUAGCCCAAAGUUCUCAGAAAAAAACCUUUUUUUCAUAAGAAUUUUCUUCCCUAUAAAUCCAGAGAUGAAUGAAACAUGCUUUUCUAGUAAAUAUUAUCGAUUUUUAGGCCACACUGUUGCUCCAUGGGACUGGGAGAGAAUCCGCAACAACUACUGGAAGAAACCAACAUUGACGUAAGUUUUCAGCUCAAAAAAUCGAUUAUUAGGUAGAAUUCAAAAUUUGUCACUCCUGAUGUUCUUAUUCGAAUUUCAAAAUUUUUUUCGCAAAUAAUUUUUUAGUGCCGAAUUUUUCACAACAUCGCAACCUUCUUCCAAAAUAGAUUUUUUUCGGUGUCCAGAAUCUCUGAAAUUUUAAUUAUCAGUCUGGAAUUCCAGAAUUAUAGUAAUAUUAUGAAUUAAGUUUCUGAUCGAUUUCAGAAGAAGUUUGAAAGUUUACCCAACAAUUUUAGAUUUUUCUGGAAGUUUGAAUUUUCAAAAUGUUUCAAAUAUGACCGUGGCAUUUUUAGUAUUUAAAUACUGAAGUUUUAUUUUUGAUCAGAGAAUUGUGAACAAAUCCUAUAUUUUUCGAGAAAAAGCUUCGGAAAUAGUUAGAAACUUCGAAUUUCGGACAAAUUUUGAAGAGCCCCAAUUUUCCAUUUCAUUAAUGUAUUAUUUUCCUUUAAAGCUUUACAUGAAAAGUUUAAUUUUGAGAUACACUUGUGAAAUUAUGAAAAAUCCGUUUUCCUUCAAAAACCAAUGUUUUUUUCCAGCUUCGACCCAACUGGCGUCACUCACCAAAGAUUGGAAAUCAUGGAAACCCUUCAAGACGAAAUGGUCGCCGCCGCCAAAUCCCGAGGAACCAGAUAA
Messenger RNA from Caenorhabditis angaria, 1697 nucleotides. The record is from the annotation of a GenBank genome assembly. NCBI's taxonomy places the organism in Eukaryota, Metazoa, Nematoda, Chromadorea, Rhabditida, Rhabditidae.